GUAGCGUAGUCAGUUGAAGUUGAUCAUUCAAGAACGUAACACCACUUUAUAAUUUUUAUUUGCUUAAUAUUCUGAUCGGAGUCCUAUAGUUUUGAAUUUAUGAUUUCAAAAUAAAAAGAAUUUUAUUUAAAAUAAAUAAUUCCAGUCGCGUGUGACAGAAUUAGGCGCAGUGUUUGAAAUACAAAAAAUAACCAAAGAUAUUUUAUUGUUUUGAAGUCUUGAAUUUAUUAAGAAUAUUCUAUUGUGAUAAAUCGAUUUAUCGAGAUCUUCUUAGAAAUACAAAAAAAAAAAAAAACAAAGAAAUAAUAAAAUAAUUAACAGUCAAGAUCGAACAAGGCAAUUAAUUAUGAUUAAAUUGUUUCUAGUAUACGCCUUAGCUGUUGGCUCAAUCUCAGCAGCGCCACAGUUUGUUGACUUCAGCAAUGGAGGAAUUGGUGUCAAUUUUGGUGGUUAUUCAGCUAGAGCUGGACUUGGCGGUCUCUUGACCGGAAAUGCAGCUGAUGGUGGAUUGAGUGCUUCAGCUGGAACACCAAAUGGACAAAGGGCAGCUGCUGGAAUCGGUGGUUUUGUUAACGGAGGAGCUGCUGGAGGAGCUUACGCUGGAGCUCAAGCAAACGAUGCUGUCGGUGCUAGUGCAGUUCUAGGUGGUUCAACUGGUCCUAACCAAUCUGGUUUCCUAGGUGCCGAAGCUCAUAACAAUGGAAAUUCAGUCACAAGAACCCUUAUUAAGGAUUCACCCGCACAACUUAUUCCAACAGAUAUUGAAAAAGUAACAACUGUUCAAAAAGUCAAGCCACCAAAGAAAUAUGUUCCACAACCAAGUAUCACAAGUCCAAUAGAACAAAAUCAGGGUACAACAGUUGUUGUAGAUGUAGUUAAAGUUCCUGCAGUGACUGUGGUCAAAACACGUAACCGAAGAAUUAAACAUACCAGACCGGCAGCACGUCGUGUUGGUUUGUUUAAAACUAUUUCUUUUGCACCUCUUAUCACAAAGAGAUUUGGUGGAGAUGAACCACAAUUGAACGUUCCUCAAACUUCUUUCAAGACCGUACAGAGUACCGAUUACCCAGUAGUAACCAAAGAAGUUACUUACAAUCCUAUUCAAUUCUUAAACAUCCCAAUUGGAAUUUUGAGAUCUAUUCAAGAAAGUUUGCAGCCAAUUGGAUAUUCAAAACAAGUCCAAAUUCAAGGAUAGGUUUAAGUUUAAGUUUAAUAACUCUGUAAUGAAAUUCGAUAAAUUAAAAUUAAAAAUCUAAUACUCAUGACUGGGUCA
Molecule: messenger RNA, 1273 nt
Organism: Episyrphus balteatus (marmalade hoverfly)
Lineage: Eukaryota; Metazoa; Arthropoda; Insecta; Diptera; Syrphidae
Exons: 6
Coding region: 347-1195 (282 amino acids)
Source: RefSeq, a predicted model, not a curated record